AUGGGUUCUUGUUGCAGUGUUAGAAUAAGGGCAGACAGCCCACGUUAUAAUGGAUCAAAUUCAAGAUAUGUCAGCAAUGAUGUGAAAGACACAAGUAGCAGUUCAUCGAUUGCAAUUCCAUUGACCCCUCGAAGUGAGGGUGAAAUUUUGGAAUCAUCGAAUUUGAAGAGUUUUGAGUUUAUUGAUCUGAGAACAGCCACCCGGAACUUCCGUCCAGAUAGUGUAUUAGGGGAAGGUGGUUUUGGGUGCGUUUUUAAGGGAUGGAUCGAUGAACACACGUUUAAAGCUGCGAAACCUGGGACUGGAAUGGUAAUUGCUGUCAAAAGAUUGAACCAAGAAGGUCUUCAAGGUCACAAGGAGUGGUUGACAGAAAUCAAUUAUCUGGGGCAGUUAUACCAUCGUAAUCUAGUAAAGUUGAUUGGUUAUUGUUUAGAGGACGAACACAGGCUUCUUGUUUACGAGUUCAUGCCUUGUGGCAGCUUGGAGAAUCAUCUAUUCAGGAGGGCAUCUUACUUCCAACCGUUGUCUUGGAACCUGCGUAUGAAGGUUGCUCUAGGUGCAGCGAAGGGGCUUGCGUAUCUUCACAGCCCGGAAGCUAAGGUUAUAUAUCGUGAUUUCAAAUCCUCCAAUAUCUUGCUCGAUGCGAACUACAAUGCCAAGCUUUCUGAUUUCGGGUUGGCCAAGGAUGGACCAAUGGAUGGUAAAAGCUAUGUAUCUACAAGAGUAAUGGGUACCUUUGGCUAUGCAGCUCCCGAGUAUAUGGCCACAGGCCAUUUAACCGCCAGAAGCGAUGUAUUUAGUUUUGGGGUUGUUCUCCUCGAGAUGCUGACUGGGCGUCGUGUAAUAGACAAAAACCGCCCUCACGGGGAACAAAAUCUUAUCGAAUGGGCUCGGCCUUAUCUGGCUAGCAAAAGGAGAAUAUUCCGAGUCAUGGAUGCCCGUAUAGAAGGCCAAUACUCGCCAACCGGAGCAUUGAAAGCAGCUACUCUCGCCGUCAAAUGCGUAGCAAUAGAACCCAAAUACAGGCCGAACAUGGAAGAGGUUGUAAAAGCAUUGGAGCAACUCCAGGACACGGGGAGUGUCAAAACCGAGGCUGUCCAAAAACAUCGUCGAUCGUGCGCCAAAGAUUCGAGUCGGAAGGCUGCUUCUUAUCCCAGACCAUCUGCAGCCUCUGUUGUUGCUUGA
Messenger RNA from Fraxinus pennsylvanica, 1185 nucleotides. Lineage: Eukaryota; Viridiplantae; Streptophyta; Magnoliopsida; Lamiales; Oleaceae. The record is from the annotation of a GenBank genome assembly.